AUGCCUCGGCUUCCACUCCCCCCGCUCGGGGCCUCGAUCGCGCUCGGCGCUGUGAGCGUUUUGCUUGCUGUUCCUCACGUCUACCAACUCGUUAAGGAUUUCCGACGUAAUGGAGGAUACAUUCGACUUGAAAAUGACAAUAGCGAUGAGACGAUUACCAGUUCAAAACCCCCACGGUCGAUCUGGCAGCGCGUCACUCUUGUUUUCGUCGCCGCUAUAGCCACCGUUGCCGCUUUACUAUCGUGGAUCACGGCAGGUUCAGAACGAACAGAUAUCACGAAUUUCGUCAUCUUCGCAUCAUGGGUACUUGUAUUUAUUGAAGAAAGUAUCCUCGCGACACGGAAGCGCUCAGAAGAUCGAUACCGCCUCGGCUGCUACAGCGCAUGGUCGAACCUCUCAAUAGGCGCCUACAUCGCCCUUCCAUACGCUCGGGCCCUCUACAACAACGGCUCCCUCACAUUCAUACAAGACGAUGCAUUCCCCAUAAUCCAACUGAUCGCAGUAGUUAUCCUCUUCCUAACGAACCUCUCCCUCCCCUACGGCCCCACCCUCUACCGCAACAACCACCCCAUCGACGCCGAGGGCUCCGUCUCCGUUCUGACCCGGUAUACAUUCGCUUGGGCCUUCAAGACGCUCGCCCUCGCAACGCGAAACAACCGCCUCGAACUCUCCGACCUCCCUCUUAUCCCUUCACCCCUCCGCGCAAAGACCCUCUGCGAGACAUUCUACGCGCGCGACGCGACCUCGGUCGCCUGGCGCAAAUGGUUCCGGAUGUACUGGCGGAGUUUCACAACGCAGCUGGUGAUUCAGUUGUUUGCGAAUGCUGUGCAUUUUCUUCCUAAUCUUCUGCUUCUGACGAUCCUGCGGUUGUUUGAGGAGCGCGAUGCCGGCGGCCAUGUACAGCUCAAGUUGUGGUUGACGGCUGCCGCCCUUGGAGGAGCCAUGAUGGCCGUCUCGUGGUUAACCUCGUUACGCGAUUUCGUCGCGGACCUGCUUAUUUCGAUUCCCGUCAACGAGCAGCUUUUCGCGGUUAUUUCGCGCAAGGCGUUGGCGUUGAAAGAUGUAGUUGUUCCUGCGAAAUCCACCGGAGACUCAUCUUCCUCCUCUGAUGACGACGACAGUGACGAUGACGACGACAGUGACGAUGAAGACACAGAAGAUGGUGAAAGCAACGAAGUCCCGCGAACAAAACACUCAAUCCUCAACCUCCUGGGCGUCGACGCAAUGCGGAUCUCCGAUUUCGACGGCUACAGCCACCUGCUGUUGGACUGCGUGCUGGAAUUCGGGGUCACAAUCGCCUUCCUCCUCUACCUGAUGGGCUGGAAGCCGACGCUGGGCGGGUGUCUGAUCCCGCUCCUCCUCACGCCCCUGUACUACACCAUCACGAAGAAAUAUAGCGCAAAGGAACAGACGCUCAUGAGCAACCGCGACGAGAAAUCAGCCUCACUUACUGAAAUGGUUCGCGGCAUGCGGCAGGUCAAGUUUAGUGCUCUCGAAUCGGAGUGGGCAGCCAAGAUCCUCAAGUUGCGGAACAAAGAGCUAAAGUCGCAGGCGGAGGUGUUUCGGCUGAAUAUCUACCUAACGGGAAUCUGGACGCUGGGACCGAUUUGUAUGAGUUUCCUGGCGAUUGCGGGUUAUAUCUACUUUAAUGGUUCGAUUUCAGCGUCGACGGCGUUUACGGCGUUGUCGCUUUUUGAGAAUUUGCAGACUUCUUUGAGUCUGCUGCCGGAGGUUAUCACUGACCUGCUGGAUACGUUUGUCAGUCUGGGACGUAUUUCGCGGUUCCUGGGGCUUGAAGAGCAUCUUGAUGGUCGCAUCUCGGGGGAGCAGAUUGCGCUGCGGGGUGCGACGAUUACUUGGCCGUCGAGUUCAGCAGACGAGAAGAAAGAGGAGAACGAGAGCGAGAACGAGACGGGGACCACAUUCCAGCUCCGCGACUUGAACCUCGAUAUCCCCCUGCAGGAACUCAGCGUCAUAUCCGGGCGAAGCGGAUGCGGCAAAUCACUCCUCCUUCAAGCGCUUAUCGGCGAGGCAGAUAUCGUCAGCGGCACAGUCACGGUGCCUCGAGCAGAUUCCAUCCCGACCUCCGUCCCCAGCGACGACGACUGGCUGAUCGACGGAGCUAUCGCAUAUGUCUCACAGGACCCCUGGAUCGAGAACGCCAGCAUCCGUGACGCAAUCCUCUUCGGUCUACCCCUGAACCACGCACGCUACGACGAAGUUAUCCACGCGUGUGCUCUGGUACAAGAUCUAAAGAUUUUCCCCGACGGGGACAAAACAGAUAUCGGCGCCAACGGGAUUAACCUGAGUGGUGGACAGAAGUGGCGACUUGCUUUGGCAAGGGCGCUCUACAGCCGCGCGAGUAUCCUUGUUCUCGACGAUAUCUUCAGUGCGGUUGACGCCCAUGUUGGUCGGCACCUGUACGAGAAUGCGCUUACGGGGAAGUUGAGCGAGGGAAGGACGAGGAUUCUGGCAACGCACCAUGUCAAGCUUUGUCUGGAUAGUGUGGCGUAUCAUAUUGAGCUGGAGAACGGGGGUGUUGUUCGUGCUCGUCGGCCUACGGGCGUAUCCUCGGAGGAAGUGUCUCGGGCUGACGAUCGGUCGGAAACGUCGAUCGAGAGCACCAGUCAAGAGAUACAGGUCAAGCCGAUGAAACGUCGCGAUUCAAUCAAGGCGAGCAAGUUCUACGAAGAGGAGAAGCGCGAGACUGGCGUCGUCAAGGCGGCCGUGUACAAAGCGUACAUUCAAGCCUCUGGCGGCAAUCUCCACUGGAUUCUGAUUGCCCUGUUCUUCGUGGCGGAUUUGAUUCUCAGUCUUUCCGCUCCAUACUGGGUCUCUGUGUGGACGAGGUCAUAUGAGCAGAGCACUGUCGAUUCACUCCUUGUUCAGGAUGCGGAUCAGCUCCUGCAACUUAGCACGAGAUCACGCAUUGACAAGCGCCUCGUCUACUAUGGCGCCAUCUACCUUGCAAUCUCGCUAUCUUCCUGGAUCAUGAUCGUGAUCCGCAUGAAGGUAGUGCUGAGCGGCUCGAUCCGAGCUUCCAAGGUCAUGUUUGAGCAGUUCACCGACGCAAUCCUGCGAUCCCCUCUCCGAUUCCUGGAUACAACCCCCGUCGGUCAGAUCCUGAACCGCUUCACAUCCGACUUUGGCGUCCUCGACUCGGACCUCUCCCUGACAAUGGCCUUUGCCAUAUACGACCUAGUAGCCAUUUCCGGUGUUGUCAUUGCCGCCAUCCUAAGCUCCCCUCUCGUCGUCGGACUCGGCGUAUUAUCACUCUUGGGGUCCUGGACAGUCGCCCACUUUUACGCAACCGCCGCACGCGAGGCAAAGCGCCUCGAGAGUACAGCUAAGUCGCCGAUCUUCGACCUCGUCGGUUCGCUGCUUACGGGUCUUCCUACCAUCCGUGCAUUUGGAAGGGAGCAGGCGUAUCUCUCCCGGAUGUAUGAUCUGAUCGACACGCACUGCCAGGCGUUCUGGCAUAGACGGCUCUUCAGAUGCUGGAUGGCAUUUUGGCUCGCUAUGGUGGGCGCGUUGUUCGUCACCUCGGUGACCAUGAUCUUCGUCAGCAUCCGCACCCUCGACGCACCCCUCGCCGGCUUCGCACUCAGCUUCGCACUGCACAUGUCCGACAGCAUCUCCUACCUUCUUAUGGAAUACGCACAGCUCGAGAUCGAGUUCAACGCGACGGAACGUAUCGUCGAAUACAUGAAGCUCGAAAAGGAGCCGCAGUCUGGUAUCGAUGUCCCCGCUGCUUGGCCGACAAAGGGGGAGCUCGAGGUCACUGAUCUGACAGUCGCUUAUGCACCGGAUCUCCCUCCUGUUCUGCGCGAGUUGACCUUUACCCUCAGGCAGGGCGAACGCGUCGGCGUUGUUGGUCGGACGGGGGCGGGCAAGUCGUCUCUGGCCAUGACGCUCCUGCGAUGUCUUGAAAUCCGCUCGGGGAGCAUUCACAUUGAUGGGAUCGACGUGUCGACGGUGAAAUUGCAAGAUCUGCGUUCACGCGUCGGGAUGAUCUCACAGGAUCCCAUCGUCUUCGCGGGUACAGUCCGCGAAGUCCUUGAUCCAUUCAAUCAGCAUGAGGACAGCGAACUCGUCGACGCACUGGAAAAAGUCGCACUCACAGCCCCCAACCAAUCUACAUCCACAUCCACAUCCACACCCACCUCACCACCAACACCAUCGCCAUCACAAGCCAACACCCCCGAAACCAACCCGAACCCAAAUUCACCAGCUCUAAUCCCCCUAACAUUCCCGAUCGCCGAAUCCGGCCGAAACCUCUCGCAAGGCCAACGCCAACUCCUCUGCCUCGCCCGCGCACUCGUCUCACGCCCAAAGAUCUUGAUAAUGGACGAAGCGACGGCGAGCAUCGAUAUGGAGUCUGAUAUGCGGAUCCAGCGCGUGCUCCGGGAGCAAAUUCGGGGGUCUUGCACAUUACUUGUCAUUGCGCAUCGGUUGUCGACUAUCGCGGAUUUUGACAAGGUUCUUGUGCUGGAUCAGGGGCGGGCGGUUGAGAUUGGUUCGCCGCGCGAGCUUAUGCACAUUGAGGACGGGGUGUUUUGCGGCAUGGUGGAGGGGAGUGGGGAGAGGGGAGUGAUUCGGGAGAUGAUUUUUGGUGAAGAGAGUAGCCGGAUCUAA
Aspergillus calidoustus is the source of this 4635-nucleotide messenger RNA. Lineage: Eukaryota; Fungi; Ascomycota; Eurotiomycetes; Eurotiales; Aspergillaceae. The record is from the annotation of a GenBank genome assembly.